AUGAGCCUCUCAGAAUGGGCGCUCCCGCAGCUCUCGAAGCUUCUUCCUCUGGACAAUGAUUCUUUGAAGCAGAUCAUCUCUUACACGGAGUCACUACCAAACAGGGAAGCAGCGGAUCACCUGCAGAACAUGCUAGGUGAUAGCCCUCAAGCUCUAGAGUUUAUCACAUCCUUCAACAACAGAAGAAAGCCGAAAGGUCCAGCUCAAACAGCGCCUGCGAAUGGUCUUUCUGAGGUGCCCAAACCCAAGUCACGCAAGAAGAAGCAGACAGGCAUAGGCAAGCCACUGCCAGCGCGACGGGUAGAAGACGCUGGUAACGUCGCUGGUGCAUACAUGAAGAGAGAUGAGGACGACUACAUGUCUGGAAGCUCAAAACACAAAGCUCCCAAACCAAAUGCUUUCGGGCUGUCGCAAAAGCCAGAUGCCCUGCAGUUACCAACAGCUACAUCCUCAGGCACAGCGACACCAGCAUCACGCGGUGUCUCACCAGCAUCACGCGGUGUCUCACCAGCACCACAGCCAAAUAAACUACCACCGUCGGCCGCAGGCCAACUGAUUUCUGAGGCAAAAUCUUCAAGGAACUCGUCGCCGAAGCCGAAGGCGAAGAUUAGUGUGGCGGGCGGCACCCCAAUGCAUGGCGCUUCUACAGCGCUCAACGACCUUGAGUCUGCGAUAAGAACCUUGGAGAUUCAAACGAACCCUACAUUGUCUGCACAAGACAGUAGCAAACGAAAGUGCAAUUGCAUGGCGACUCGACAUCCACUUCUCGACGCUGCGCCAAAUUGUCUCAAUUGCGGCAAGGUCAUUUGCGUCAAAGAGGGCAUUGGGCCAUGUACAUUCUGCAACUCGCCACUCCUCAGCGCUGAUGAGAUUCAAUCAAUGGUUCGCAUCUUGCGUGAAGAGCGAGGUAAGGAGAAGAUGGCUGCGAACAAUGCCAAUCAAAAGCGUGCGGAGGUCGCGGUCGCGCCUCGUCCAUUCUCAACACCAAAAACGUCCGCGCCAUCCUCCGAUGUCGAUUCUGAAAACGAGAAGCUAGCAAAGGCCAAGCAACACCGAGAUAGGCUUCUCGCCUUCCAGGCACAGAACGCAAAGAGAACACAAGUCCACGAUGAGGCUGCCGAUUUUGAAACCACAACUGCAGGGUUGAGCAUGUGGGCAUCACCGCAAGAACGUGCCAUGCAGCUGAAGCGGCAGCAAAAGGCUCUGAGAGAACAAGAAUGGAACGCUCAGCCCGAGUACGAAAAGCGAAAGGUUGUUGCCAGCAUAGAUCUGGCAGGCGGUAAGAUCGUGAAACGUAUGGCAGCAGCAGAACGGCCAAGAACACCCGAGAGCGAAGACGAGCCACCAGAGCCUAAACAGCAAUACGAAACUGGCGCCAUCUCGAAAGGCAGUGGAGCAUUCAGCAGAAACCCGCUGCUUGGUGCUCUAAUUCGGCCUACAAUCACUGUCGAGGUUAAGGGUAAAGACAAACAAGUGGAAAAGAGGCAAGCUUGGAGACGUGUUCAGGACGACAAUGAUGAUAACGAGCAGUGGAUCCUGGAUGGUGGAGUGUACGGCGGGAAGAACGAGACUGGAGAGCCAGAGGCCGGUCACUGA
Messenger RNA from Ascochyta rabiei, 1596 nucleotides. RefSeq lists its product as uncharacterized. Gene Ontology annotation, cellular component: nucleus. The coding region runs from base 1 to 1596 and encodes 531 amino acids. The transcript has a single exon. NCBI's taxonomy places the organism in Eukaryota, Fungi, Ascomycota, Dothideomycetes, Pleosporales, Didymellaceae. Gene Ontology annotation, molecular function: zinc ion binding. The record is from RefSeq and is a predicted model, not a curated record. Gene Ontology annotation, biological process: regulation of DNA-templated transcription.